Cyclopterus lumpus (lumpfish) is the source of this 3737-nucleotide messenger RNA. It is a transcript of the gene kank3, whose product is annotated as KN motif and ankyrin repeat domains 3. Gene Ontology annotation, molecular function: protein binding. Gene Ontology annotation, biological process: negative regulation of actin filament polymerization. The record is from RefSeq and is a predicted model, not a curated record. Gene Ontology annotation, cellular component: cytoskeleton; cytoplasm. Lineage: Eukaryota; Metazoa; Chordata; Actinopteri; Perciformes; Cyclopteridae.
AGAGUGGAAGGAGUUUUUUUUUCUUUCCAUCUUCUCCUCCCAAACUUUUCUUACCUUCUCCUGAAAGUCAUGACAAGUCUCAGUGAGACUGGACGGAGAGACGGCAGAAGGGCUGAGUGGAGCAGGAAAGAGGAAACCAGCCUGACCUCCAGCUGUAUGAAUCGCUCACUGAGGGGUUGUGAGAUGUUUAUUUGAAGCUGCGUGUGCUGAAAGGUCCCAGUCCUGAAAAAUGACUCAGUCAGUGCAAGUUAACCCAAAGCUGCCCGAUCUGGGCUCUCCAUUCAUCUACUCCAAUCGGGAGGAGGCUGACCAGUCAGGCUCCUACUCUGUCCAGACGCCGUAUGGUUUCCAGCUGGAUCUGGACUUCCUCAAAUAUGUAGAAGAGAUAGAAAGUGGGCACAAUCUCCGUCGGGCACCCGUUGGUUCCCGCCGCUCUGGCCGAGGGGUCAAGCUCUCCCAGAGGAGUGUGGGGGGACGUACCAGUGGCUGGACAUCCACAGAGUCUCUUGCAUCCCCGGGCAGUGAGGAUGGCAGAGCUCCUCCGCUGCCACCACCACGCAACCGCCUUGGGUCAGCACCCUGUGAGGGGCUCUGUCUUUCCCCUGUGACCCUCCUCAAUGUUCCUCCCCUGUCUGCCGGAGCCAAAGUGCCACCUCCUCCACCACAGCGCAACCCCAGAGUGGAGCGGACUCUUCUUGAAACCAGCCGGCGGCUACAACAAGAACAAACCCACCAGCACCAGAAUGGUGGGCGCUUCCAGCUCGCAGAUCCUCCAAAACAGCUCUUACCCCCGUCAUCCACUCAGCCGCUGCACAGCGGCUUGACGAAACCCAGUCCUCAGACCUCUGGGCGCAGCACUCCAGCUGUUGGCACCACAAUGACUCCAAUCCCACCCAGCCAGCUGCAGACAGUUAGAGAGCAGAUGGCAACAGCCUUGAAACAGCUGAAGGAGAUGGAAGAGAGGGUAAAGGGUGUUCCUGCACUUGAGAGAGAGGUGGCCAAGCUUCGUGCAGAGAAAGACAUGCUCCUGUUAGCCCUGCAGGAGGAGAAAGAAGCCAAGGAGGUGGCCCAGCAGAAGCAACAGUCCACAGAGUCUUUUACCCAAACCACAGAGGUUCCUCAAACUGACCAUAGUACCCACAGUCGAUUGACAACACCAAUCUUACCUGGACAUAAAGGCCUCGGAAAAUUUGGUGAGCUGAAAAGGCUGACUGAAAAAUUUGAGGGGAAGGAAGGGAAAGCUCCAGAACCUUCAUCAAAAGUGUUAGUUAAAGCUCCAGAAAAAGUGUCUGUUGAGAAGAAAUCAGUGGCUGUUGGGGGUGACGUGCCAAUGGACUCUGUUGUUUUCUACUACAGCCAGGGUGUGAAAGAUGCUUCUGAGGGCACCGAGGUAAAUGUGUGUGAUAAAGGCUCAGGAAUAGAGGCCCCUCUGGUUCAAGAGGAAGGAGUACAGGUCAGUGUGGAGACAAAAGAGGCUGAAGUUUGGGUUAUGGAGUCUCUACUUGGGCUGACCAGCGAAGCACAGCGGGAGAUUGAUACCUUACAGGACACCAUUAAAUUCCAGCAGGAGUCCAUUGUGGCUCUAGAGGACCGAUUGAGUGUGGCCGACAAAGACAUGGGGAUCCUUAAAGUCCAGAUGGAGGAGAAAACCUCUAAAGUCACAUUUGAGAAGGGGGUUCUUGCCAAACCAGACAUGGCGAAUGCCCAGGUAGAGACAUUGACUGCUGUUAAACAUGCUGCAGUGUCGUGCCGUCCUGAGGUGAAUGAUGCAUGUGUAGGUGAGAACUUAGCAGCAGAUCUGAUCGAACAAUUCACCCAGACUGACACUGCAGUGAUGACAGCAGAGCUCGCGCCUGUAGAGGUGGUCAGCACUGGGUGCCAAUGGGAGAACUUGUUUGAGGAAAAGAUGGAGCAAAAAGUUACUGUUCUUAAGAAGAGACAGAUGACCAUCGCUGAAUACAAGGUCUCGCCAGAAGAAGAGGUGGUCAGUAUGGCUGAGAAGAAAGAGGAAGAGCAUGGAGAGAAGACUGCAGCCAGCAACACCAAGACAGGGAUGCUGAAAUCAAUCAUGAAGCGGAAGGACGGGAGUAACCCAGGCGAGAAGAAGAAGAGCCUGCAGUUUGUUGGCAUUCUGAAUGGAGGGUAUGAAUCUACAUCCAGUGAAGAAGAGGAGGAGGAGGAGGAGGAGGAGGAGGAGGAGGAGGAAGAAGAAGAAGAAGAAGAUGGGAGUUCUUCUGGAGAAAGUGCAGAAGGCGAGUGCUUGGACAGCACAGAGGAGGAUGAGGCGGCUCUGGAGGACGAAACAUCAGAGGAGGAAAGAAACAUCAACCUGGACGAGAGUGACACUGAUGAAGAAACCCUGAGAGCCACAAGUUAUUCAUGUGAAGCUGUAAAAGAGAAAUUUGAGCUGAGCUCAAAAAUGCGUGAAGCGUGCCUCAUUCUGAAGAACCACCUGAACGAUGACAUCAAAACACUGAAGAGUAAGGAAGUGCUCUCCAGCACCCACACCGUCCAGCUUGAGUGGUUCCGUAUCUCCAGCGCCAAGACGGCUCAAUCUUCACGGGUCUCAGACUAUCUGAUGGCGUUCUCUGAGGUGUCGUCGGCGCUGCUGGAGCAUGUCGUCAACAUGACUGACGGCAACGGCAACACGGCUCUUCACUACAGCGUCUCACACUCCAACUUCGGCGUGGUGGGGUUGCUGCUAGACACAGGUGUGUGCUGUGUGGAUAAGCAGAACAAGGCCGGGUAUACGGCCAUCAUGCUGGCGGCUCUUUCUACUGUGAAGGAGGAGGAGGACAUGGCUGUGGUCAGGAGGCUCUUCAGUCAGGGCAACGUCAACGCCAAGGCCAGCCAGGCGGGCCAGACAGCAUUGAUGCUCGCUGUUAGCCAUGGUCGGCAGGAGAUGGUCCGGGCGCUGCUGGGGUGCGGCGCUGACGUGAACGUGCAGGACGACGAGGGAUCCACGGCUCUGAUGUGUGCCAGUGAACAUGGCCGUGCUGAGAUUGUCAAACUGCUCCUGGAACAGCCUGGUUGCGACAUAUCCAUUGUUGAUAAUGCAAAUGCUCUGUCCAUCGCACUGGAGGCGUCUCACAAUGACACAGCUGUGCUGCUCUACGCCCAUAUGAACUAUGCUAAGACCCAGCCUGUGGGGAGUCCAAAAGCCCAGCCAAGGAGCCCCACCAGCUCCCACAAGUCCUGGCCUUCAGACUGAAAGAAUCAUGGUGUAGACUGACGGACCAGCAAACAUAACUGGAUCUGAGCUGUGAAAAGCUCCACUGGAAUUUACUAAAACAUACAUGUAUUUAUAUAUUGCCAUAUGUCCUGGAUUUUAUAAGUAUUGUUAAUAUGAGAAUAUUAUUUUUCCAUAAAAGUCGUGAAUGGUUAUAUAAUAUACUAGACUAAUAAGAGCUCCUAGCAUAUCGAAAUGAGGUCUCCUACGCUUGUUUUUUUUUCUGUUAUGGGAGGUGAGACCAUCACAUUAAUUAUUUGCACUCCACUAAUAAUGUUACUGUUCAGAGCAACACACACCGGUAGGAUAUGGUAGCACAUAAAAACACCUGCAACCGUAAUUGUCUAUGUAAGCACACACACUGACAUCACAUGGCACGACGACACAGCCAGUGUGUGUUGCCCUCUGCUCUUUCUGUCCUGCCUUCGUUAACUGAUCCGUGAACCUCUCCACCUUCAUAGUCUGCACUAACUGUCUGUGCAUUUAAUGUUCGUAAACAUAUAUCUAU